GGAAAGCGUGGGGAGAAGAAAAGCUAAAAGAAAAGGAAGAUAAUAUCAUUUAGCAAAGAUUCAGACUUCUUUUGCGGCUCUCGGUGUCGUCUUUCUUCUGUUGGGAUUCACAGUCGAUCAAUUGGUGACAAAAAUGGCAGUUAACAUAUCCUCCGGUGCAGUAAAUGAGACCAUUGUGGAUAACCAAACUGCCACCACUAUGGGCGCCCUCAUCCUGACCCUCGUCUUUCUAUUGGGAUUCCCUGGAAACCUCUUCAUCAUCUGGAGCAUCCUGGCACGUGCCCGGAAGCAGUCCGUCACCACCCUUCUCAUCCUCAACCUAGCUAUCGCCGAUGGCUCUCUGAUGGCGCUCACCCCAUUCUUCAUCGUCUACUUGGUUAUGAAGAGGUGGGUGUUUGGGAAUGUGAUGUGUAAGAUCCUCUUCUACCUCUGCCUGGUCAACAUGUACGCCUCCAUCCAGCUCAUCAUGCUCAUGAGCAUCUACAGGCUGGUGGCAGUGCUGUGGCCGCAGCGCCUCAGUCUUAUCACUGGUCGGAAGACUGUACUGCGGGUGCUGGCAGUGGUGUGGGUGUUGGUAAUGAUGGCCUCUGUUCCUGCAAUGAUCUUCAGAAGGGUGGAGCCGAAGAACAACACUGGCGUGCUAGUGUGCGAAUCAUUCCAUAAGGGCAAGAACGAAACGGUUCUCCAGUACAUGCUAGAGCUCGUGUUGGGUUUUUUAAUCCCCUACGGGGUCAUUGUAGUCAGCUACAUACGUAUCUUACGGCGGAUCCAAAAGACCAAGUUUGGCCGUCGCAUCCGUAGUGAGAAGCUCAUCCUGGCCAUCGUGUUGACCUUCUGCAUCUUUUGGUUGCCCUACCACUUAAUCAACGUGGUGCAAAUUACGUCGGCUUUGUGUCCAAAAGGUCCAGUAAAAGAAAACACCACCGACCUGCGCCUCUACUUCUUUGCAGGAAAGUCUUACAUCCGGCGAGAGGGACUUGCGUUCAUGGCCCGCCUGUUUGAGGGCACAGGGCUGGACUCGGCUAACAGGAAGAGCCGACAGAACAGCCAGAACAGCCGCGACAAAGAUAAAGAGGCAGAUGCAGUCAUGCUAAAGGAAAAAGAUCCAGACUCUGUUACCAAUUCGAGCUCGCAUGUCAAACCAGUAAGGAAUGGUAAGUAGAGGACGCAAGACGCAGAAGGCUUGAAGCUGGUGUUUAUCCUCUGGAGGGGAACAUUAAACCACUCACGCCUUCAAAUCUCCAUCCAGUAACAAAGACUGCUAAUAUAUGGAAAACACAUUCAUCAUGCACAGCUGGUUCCUGCCAAUCAAGAAAAGAUUCAGAAGCACUGCUGCAUAAUGUGAAUCUUUCUUCCAAAUGAUACCGUUACAAACCCGGGAUGUAACUGGGAUGACUGAUCCUGGAACACCUUGCCGCCUGAUGGAUUCCAAAGUGAUAUUGUUGUGCUUAAACCUCACAACACAUCAGAACUGUUUAUUUGAUGAUACAUGAGCCUCACUCAGCUCUGAAUUAUUUUAUAUAAAAAACUCACCACCCCAAAACCCCUGUUUAAUUCAAGAGACAUGCAUUAAAAAGAGGUGGUGCCUUAUGAUUCUUGUACAUGUUUACUUUUACUGUAAUUUAUAUUUUUUUUUUGCAAGAUUUGUCUGUGCCAUUAUGUUUCUACAAUGUUUUAUUGGUCAAAAUGCUUCAUGGAAUCACAGAAAUAUCAAAAUGAACUGAAACUGUGGUGUUUUUUAGGAAAACUUGCCAUUUUGUUACAGAAAAACAAUAGCAAUACAACAAUAGUUUUUUUCAGCAAAAAAAAAUGAAAAGCUGGCCUGUCCCUCAGUAUGAAUGUUUUACUUUUACAAAAAAAAGUUUGUAUAAAAACGU
Molecule: messenger RNA, 1877 nt
Organism: Morone saxatilis (striped sea-bass)
Lineage: Eukaryota; Metazoa; Chordata; Actinopteri; Moronidae
Gene: ltb4r2a
Product: leukotriene B4 receptor 2a
Exons: 5
Coding region: 134-1162 (342 amino acids)
Biological process (GO): phospholipase C-activating G protein-coupled receptor signaling pathway; positive regulation of cytosolic calcium ion concentration; complement receptor mediated signaling pathway
Cellular component (GO): plasma membrane
Molecular function (GO): complement receptor activity; leukotriene receptor activity
Source: RefSeq, a predicted model, not a curated record